AUGGAAAAGAACAUCUGUUAUCGGCAACCAAGGAGAAAAGAAAUCGUCUACGACGAUUGCGUACUCGAGGACUCCUUGCCCCAAGGUGACUGGCACAUCGAGGAGGACCCAAACAUGGACUACGAGAUGCUGCUCAGAGGAUUACGAGCCUGUGCUGAACGUGCCUCGAAGCCGCGCACAACAAACUUGGAUCGAAUCUCGAAGACCACCAAGGAAUUCUUGGAAAGAAGAAGGACCUUGAGGCUUGACCUGAAUGCAUCGCACAUUGAGCGCCCGAUCAUCCCCACUGGUGAAGCUCCACCACGGAUUCUCCCUUCGGAAGUACGAGUCGCUAUCAAGAGCGUGAAACUUGGCGCAGCCCCCGGACCUGAUUUUAUAUCAGCAGACUUUUUUCGGGCAGUUGAGAUUGGAGAAGGAGAUAAUAUGAUCUCUACAAUGGGGCAGCUAAAACAGCGUAUCAGUGAGGAAGCCAAUAUUGAUGCUUCUUGCAUGAAGAUCAUUCAUCGAGGAAAAACUAUCAGUGGCACAAAUGAUCUCUCACUGCUCGAUUUGAAUAUUAAGGAGAACGACAAACUCCUAAUCAUGGGAAAAGUAUCAAUGGCAAUGAAGGAUGAUCCUGGAUUUUCUGCUCUUGUUUCUUACGAACAAACCAACCUAUUGCCACUACAGAAAGUGUACGAGGACAUAGACCGUGAUUUCACUUCAAUGGAACUAAACUACCUCGACGUAGAGAAGUCGCUGAAGAUGGCAAAAAAGAUGGAGAAACGAUUGUUGCGUUUUACGGAAACUUGUAUGAAGCAUCUUGAAGCUUUGGAUGGUCUAAACAUUAAUGGGGAACUUACAACCGAACAACAAGCAUUACGUAAUCGAGAAAAGAGGAAAUCUCUCGUUGAUGGCAUCAACAGUUUAUUGAAUGGAAACGACAAACAAGUACGACGUUUGGAAGAGUACAGAAAGAAACUACAAGGAGAAAUAAUUGAAUAA
This is a messenger RNA of Necator americanus (New World hookworm), 984 nucleotides long. RefSeq lists its product as uncharacterized. Gene Ontology annotation, molecular function: adenyl-nucleotide exchange factor activity; protein-folding chaperone binding. The transcript has 7 exons. Gene Ontology annotation, biological process: protein stabilization. Gene Ontology annotation, cellular component: cytosol; cytoplasm; nucleus. Lineage: Eukaryota; Metazoa; Nematoda; Chromadorea; Rhabditida; Ancylostomatidae. The record is from RefSeq and is a predicted model, not a curated record. Bases 1 to 984 code for a protein of 327 amino acids.